UUUAAGAACCCACCGGAAUCUGUCAAAUUAGAAGCUUCAACAAUGGAGGCUCCCCUUUACGAUUUCAUAAUCCUAGCCGCCUCUGGUUUCACCGGCAAGUACGUGGUCCGACAAGCCCUCAAAUUCCUCAACCCAUCUCCUUCUUCCCCUCUCAAAUCCUUCGCUCUAGCCGGUCGGAAUCCGACAAAGCUGUCGGAAACUCUCAAAUGGGCAGCUCAUCCCAACUCCCCGCCGUCAAUUCCGCUUCUAACCGCCGAUAUUUCCGACCCACAAUCCAUCCACCGCCUCUGCACCCAAACCAAGCUCAUCCUCAACUGCGCCGGACCCUUCCGCCGCUACGGCGAGCCGGUGGUAGCGGCGUGUGUAGAGACAGGGUGCGAUUAUUUGGACAUUUGUGGGGAGCCGGAGUUCAUGGAGACAAUGGAAGCUAAUUAUCAUGAGAGAGCGGUUGAGAAUGGUUGUUUGGUGAUUUCGGCUUGUGGGUUCGACUCGGUUCCGGCUGAAUUGGGUUUUAUUUUCAAUUCCAAGCAAUGGGUUGGGGAAUCGGCGCCGAACCGGGUCGAGGCGUAUUUGAGCUUGGAAUCCAAGAACAAAAUUGUUGCGAAUUUUGGGACACUUGAGUCGGCUGUUUUGGGUGUCGCUAAUGCCGACCGGUUAGUGCAAUUGCGGCGGUCGAGGCCUAGAAGACCUCGGCCAACGAUUCCGGGUUGUCCUCCUCCUAAAGGACCAACUGUGGAACACAACAAAGAGACAAGCCUUUGGGCUGUAAGAUUACCUUCAGCUGAUUCCACUGUUGUUCGUAGAACACUCUCUUCUCUAGCUCAAAACCCUCAUGGUCUUCCCGGUGUUAACGAGCACGUCGAAGAGAUCGAACAGAGGACGACGUUUUGGUCGUCGGUGAAGCCAGCUCAUUUCGGCGUAAAAAUUGGCCAUAAGUCAUUGAUUUGCAUUCUCCAAAUGAUUGCGGUUGGAAUGAUCAUAGGUUUGUUGAGUAGAAGUUUGUUCGGGACGUGGCUUCUUUUGACAUUCCCUUCGAUUUUUAGUCUCGGUUGGUUUAGGAAGAACGGUCCUUCUGAAGACGAGGUCGAUAGUGCGUCGUUUAAGAUGUGGUUUGUUGGUCAUGGUUUUAGUAAUAAUAAUGGUGGAGGGAAUCGAGAACUCGAUAUGAAAGUUGUAACGAGAGUGAUGGGGCCUGAAUCUGGAUAUGUAGCUACUUCGAUAAUCCUUGUUCAAUGUGCUUUUGUUGUUCUAAGCAAACGCGAGAUUCUUCCAGAAGGAGGAGUUCUUACUCCUGGUAUUGUGUUUGGACCUACUAAUCUUCAGAAAAGACUCGAAGAGAAUAGGAUAAGUUUUGAUGUUAUUUCAAAGCAUGCUCCGUUGCAGAAGUUGUAGUCAGGUUCUUUCAGAGAUCAUUUGCGAUAUGCUUUAGGUACUCCCAGUAAAAUAAACUCGAUAGAUGAGAAUAAAAUUGUUCUUUUACUUAUACAACUUAAGAUAAAUAAGAGC
This is a messenger RNA of Cucurbita moschata (crookneck pumpkin), 1506 nucleotides long. RefSeq names its product probable mitochondrial saccharopine dehydrogenase-like oxidoreductase At5g39410. The transcript has 2 exons. Gene Ontology annotation, cellular component: mitochondrion; plasma membrane; lipid droplet. Bases 43 to 1392 code for a protein of 449 amino acids. Gene Ontology annotation, biological process: glycolipid biosynthetic process. The record is from RefSeq and is a predicted model, not a curated record. Lineage: Eukaryota; Viridiplantae; Streptophyta; Magnoliopsida; Cucurbitales; Cucurbitaceae.